CACAUCGAUGUUCACAAGUUGUGCAGUCAGCACGUGCAACUUCAGUUAUCAUUAUCAUAUUCAUAACACGUUAGCAAAAAAGACCAAGAAGAAUCAGAAAAAAGGAAACAGCAGGAAAAAGGACAAGUUAAAAAAGGAGAAAACCAUGGUUUUCAAAAUGCUCAGUGUUCAGCUUUUGCUGGAACGCCUCCGUCGACCGAUUAAGACUACAAGCACAGCCAACAAAGGAAGACCCAUCAACAGCCCUGUGUUGGCGACAGGAAGACCUGCUGUUUUCACCAGCGUCAAACCACCUCGACCAAGGUCUGCCCAUCCCAGGAGGCAGAGAACAGCCCCAGAGCUGGCAAAAAGUUCCCAAGAGUCAGUGGAACUCAAAAAGGAGCACCUGGCAAACGAAUGGAAAAAGAUUCACGAACUUGAAGAGUAUUUAGGCCUCAGGCCAGACUCGACUAUGUCGAACGUUACGACAUCUACGAUGUCUGCAACAUCAAGGCACACCCUUCUGCCAGGUGCCGUGAGCGAUUCGGAGGAUGAUGUAGGAGAGGAAGAAGUGAUCAUCAACACCCGGGAUGUUGAAUCCCAUAGGAAAAUAGAGAAAGUAAAGAAGCGCAAAAGGAUAACCAUCCGAGGACGAGCGGCGCUUUCGUCUUUGAAGAGAACUUUAAAUGCUGCAAAGACGAAGUUCUUGGCCUGUUUCCAUUGAUUCUGUGCACACUGGAAUCCACGCCUCCCUUUGAAGCCGCCUCAAGAUAAAAA
This is a messenger RNA of Bolinopsis microptera, 756 nucleotides long. RefSeq lists its product as uncharacterized. Lineage: Eukaryota; Metazoa; Ctenophora; Tentaculata; Lobata; Bolinopsidae. The coding region runs from base 8 to 703 and encodes 231 amino acids. The record is from RefSeq and is a predicted model, not a curated record. The transcript is spliced from 4 exons.